Molecule: messenger RNA, 1294 nt
Organism: Nylanderia fulva
Lineage: Eukaryota; Metazoa; Arthropoda; Insecta; Hymenoptera; Formicidae
Product: venom allergen 5
Source: RefSeq, a predicted model, not a curated record
UCCACCGACCGGUUCGCAGGCGGUUUCCGAUUCUCUAUAUCUCCCGGCCAAAUCGUAAAUCGGCCGAUUUAAUCGGCCGAUUGGCCCAACACGUGCCGGAGUGAACGACUUCGAGUUGUGCUUCGCGUUUCGUUCAGAUCGCCACCCAGUUUUCCUCCAGAUUUAAAGGGGACCGAGUCCUUUCGAUCGCCCCAGGAUCGGCACGAGAUUCGCGUUCCAAAUCAAAUCGUAGUUUCGGGAACCCCUGUAUAAUCUCAGGAUGAUGCUCGCCGAGAAAAACGUCGAUCUUCUCGUCCUAAUAAUUGUCAAGUGUCUUCUAGUGAUACGCUGCGAAACCACGUGUGUAGGAAAAACUAUACUGAGAUCCGGUGGUAUAUCGUGCGAAGAGAAACAGAUUAUCCUGAACGAACACAAUCGAUUGAGGCAACUAGUGGCACUGGGACACAUACAUGGUCAACCUGGAGCAGAAAAUAUGAUGGAAAUGAUAUGGGACGACGAACUUGCCGCGAUAGCACAAAGAUGGGCGGAUCGUUGUGCCGAGUCGCAUGACAGCCUAAAAAAUGUCCGUAGAUUUGCAGUAGGACAGAACAUAGCUCGUACAUGGACAACUAUCCCCGGACCUUACGAUGACGAUCCGAAUUGGAGGAGACAAAUUGUUAAUUGGUUCAACGAGGUGCAAUAUCACUCCGGUUAUAGCAAAACGACCGCCCACUACACACAGUUGGUGUGGAGCGACACUUUCCUGCUGGGAUGUGGAUAUUCGUUUUACUACGAUCCUGCUCGCGGAUACAAGAAUUACGUAUGCAACUACGGACCAACCGGAAAUGUAAUUGGUGUUCAACCUUACCAAUUGGGUCAACCUGCAUGCGGCGAUUACGGAAUGUCCUACAGCAACAGAUACGCUGGAUUAUGUUCUCGUGGAAAUUAUUAUCAUCUCGGAGCUCUAUGUGUACAUGGCUAAUAUUAUUAAACACAUGGAUAUUUAUGAAGAACAUCACCUCAGAUUCCAAAAUAUGCCGAAUACGGACUACUUGUUUGCAUUAUCUCUUCUCAAAGCUCCAGGAAAAUAAACAAUUACGGUGGCGAAUAGUUCUAACUAAAACAUAUAAUAAACUAAAACAGUCAGUUGCUAUUACGCAGAUAAUAAUUAACAAAAGUUUCGUCGCGAUUAAAAAACAGUUGAUUCGCUUAUGCGUGAUAUCUCAAUUUAUUAUACACGACAAUGAGCGAAUUAUGCUUAUUACCAUGUAAAUAUGUGUCUACGAAAUAAUAAAUAUUGAAUUAGUCAAAUGUA